Messenger RNA from Penicillium daleae, 1230 nucleotides. RefSeq lists its product as uncharacterized. NCBI's taxonomy places the organism in Eukaryota, Fungi, Ascomycota, Eurotiomycetes, Eurotiales, Aspergillaceae. The coding region runs from base 1 to 1230 and encodes 409 amino acids. The transcript has a single exon. The record is from RefSeq and is a predicted model, not a curated record.
AUGUCGGAGACGGAUCGAGUUCCCGACAACCGAAUCUUGGAGUACAUCCAGGAUUUGACCUCGGCGAAGAAGGGUCUUCCUUACGGCCAACCCGUGGCCGUGCUCGUCUCCCAAACCAUCACAGACUCCGCAACCCUCGUGAAGUUAACGGCAGAGGUUGGCCCUCACAUUGCGGUGCUUCAGGUCCAAGCAGACAUCAUCGACGACUGGUCCGACGACACCAUUGAACAGUUAACGUAUUACGCCAAAAAACAUGGGUUCAUUUUGUGGGAAGGGAGCCGAGUCUUGAAUUGUACCGUCAAUUUCAUGGGCCGAGGGAGCGCCGACUUCCAAACACGAAAGGCCUUGGCCGACCUGGUCAGGCGGAAAUACACGCAUGGAACUGCUAAAGUAGCGCGGUGGGCAAAUCUAGCCACCUCGUGGGCACCUGGCGUGCCAUUGCAUGAACAGGAGAAGGACCUUUUGAUUCCAACGCUUCGCAAAGCCGCCCGGGACGCUGUCGCAACGACCGUGAAAACUAUUGAAACCGAAAUUUCCGCUACCAGUUGCGAGGAACAUGACGAGGAAAUAGAUACGCCAAUGUUCCCGCCGAGCACGAAUGGUUGGCUCGAAUUCAGUUCGGAGACUUUUGGAAGUGCGCUACGAAAAUCAUCAACCAUCUCCGUCACCGAGUCGGUGACCCUACAACCCCAUGUUGAGCCGGACGAGGGUGUCCCAGCCGCACCGUUGCUAUCGCGAGGCCUGACUCUCUGCUUGCCAAGCGCCAUCGAUUCCGCAUUUACAUCUGAAUUCCGACAGAGCACAAUAAUGGCGGCAUGUGCAAAUCAUGAUUUCGUAAUUGGCCUUCUCACCAGCGAGCCAUUUUUCACAAGCUAUACUGGAGACUACCUGUUCGAUCUGGCUUUCCAAGACAGCCACGAAACACCGCAACUAGGCCGCGACAUCCUCGAGGCUAUACCAUAUCUAGAGAAUAAGCAAUCAUUUGCAUUGUUCUCUCUUGUCCCGGCGGAGCUGAUCCAUAACUAUGAAUCAGAUCCCAUUCGCAGCAUGAAUGGGGACUCGCCAGAAGGGGACCUGCCGGAGAGUGUUGUUAAAUUGCAUUACAUGGUCGACCAAGCCUUGAAGAUGCGAGAAACCAACCGCAAGGAGCAUCUCGGAGGUCACCAAGAAGAUUCGUCGAUACCAGUUGGCCCCAGCGUCUUCCAUGUCCCUGUCGUCAUCCUCCCCUGA